GUUAACUGCAAGAGUGUUAUCGUUCCCUGUUUUGAUAAACAGGUUGAGGAUUGUGGCCCUCGUUGAAACAUUUCAUUAACCGAAUCAGAGAAAAUAGAAUUCCCCGCCAUAACUAUCUGCAGAAAAUAUACCUUUGAUCAUGCAUCCAAUGCUCUUCAUCAAACAAUGGAGUCAUGGAAGAACCACUCUCAGACAUUUGUGAAAAAUUGGGUUUUAAACCACACUCAUUCCAUAGAGAAGGUAUUUCGCUUUGUUCAGCAUAGAACAGAGCAAAGAGAAUUCCCUUGUGAUGUGGUAGAAGCUCCUCUUUUUCCCGGAGCACCAUGCUCAUUCCAGUUUAAUACUGGAGACUGUGGUAUUGCUAACAAUCAAAACCCAUUAAAAAGUAAUUGGUGCAGAUCAUUCAAUGAGAAAAGCAAUCUUCUGGUAAACAACAACUGUACAACUGUACACGAUGCAAGGCCAUGGUGUGCAGUGCGAGUGUACAAAAACCAGUCUGCUAUUGUUGGAACAUAUGGAUACUGUAGAGAGGAAUGCCAAGGACAACGCCCAGAUCAGAAUCAGCCUGCAUACCUAGCCAGACAACAGUUUUCUCAUUUGUGGAAAACUCAGAUGUUUAGUUUAAAUGGGUGGAAGUCAGGUCAUUGCUACACCUACAUGCCUGAUGAACUUUAUUUACCUGGAAGUGAUGGUAAUUUCUAUGCUCUCUUAGAAGAUGGGUUUAAAGAAAUUGAUCAAGUGGGAGGAUAUAAUGUUUAUCUUCACUCUGAAAAGCACUUUUGGCCUAACAUGGACUUGAAAGCAACAGGACAAUCAUCCCAAAUAUCCAUUAAUUUUGGAGAAUAUGUUAAGGUGAAAUUUCAAAUCACCCAUGAGAAGAAAUUAUCAAACUGUGAAGCCGAAGAGAGUUACAGCAUGACUGAUUGUCUGUUCAACUAUGUCCACAAAAUGUCAGGAUGUCAGCUCGACUGGUUUAAUGAGCCUUCCCUUGGCAUUCCUAUUUGUGAGGGAAUUCAGGCUAUGGAGAACAUGUACAGAGUGUUGGAAAACAUUGGAGAUUGGAGCUAUUCCACAAUUGUUGACAAGACAGGUUGCAAAGUUCCUUGCAACAAACAGCAUAUUUUGAUCAAGGAACUAGAUGGGCAGAAGAUAUACUGGAGAACAGACUGGAUGUCAGAGUUCUUUCUAGAGGCAGAUUCAGGAAUAGUUCAGACAUCAGAGGAGUCUUUGGUCUAUGAUAAAAACGAUCUUGUUAAUGGACUUGGUGGACUUGUUGGACUUAUUCUUGGAGUCUCUUUGCUCACACUUGCUGAUUUUAUUAUUGAUGUUCUAUUGUUUAGAUUUCUGUAAUUUUUAUUGUGUAGGCUUUAUAUUCUUCAGAAAAUAAAAAAAACCUUGCCCUCAUUUU
Messenger RNA from Eurytemora carolleeae, 1408 nucleotides. RefSeq lists its product as uncharacterized. Gene Ontology annotation, biological process: sodium ion transport. Gene Ontology annotation, molecular function: sodium channel activity. The record is from RefSeq and is a predicted model, not a curated record. Gene Ontology annotation, cellular component: membrane. Lineage: Eukaryota; Metazoa; Arthropoda; Copepoda; Calanoida; Temoridae. Bases 166 to 1350 code for a protein of 394 amino acids. The transcript has 7 exons.